Molecule: messenger RNA, 3826 nt
Organism: Drosophila sulfurigaster albostrigata
Lineage: Eukaryota; Metazoa; Arthropoda; Insecta; Diptera; Drosophilidae
Gene: LeuRS
Product: leucine--tRNA ligase, cytoplasmic
Exons: 6
Coding region: 143-3697 (1184 amino acids)
Biological process (GO): leucyl-tRNA aminoacylation
Molecular function (GO): ATP binding; aminoacyl-tRNA deacylase activity; leucine-tRNA ligase activity
Source: RefSeq, a predicted model, not a curated record
AUCGAUAUACAUGCUGACAGCAACCUUUUUACCGCCGCUGCUAAGAAGUAAACACGUUGCAUUUUGGCAAUUUGUUGAUUUCAAAGAUAUUUAGUGCAUAUUAAGUGAAUUUGCUGUCUAUUGCGCAGACAAACAGUGCAAAAUGGCGAAUGUGGAACGCAAAGGCACCUUUAAGGUGGAAUAUCUGCAGAAGAUCGAACGCGAAGUACAACAGCGUUGGGAAAGCGAACAUGUGCAUGAAACGGAUGCACCAACGGCGCCCAAGAAGCGACAGUCUGAGAAGUUCUUCGUCACAUUUCCGUUUCCGUAUAUGAAUGGACGGCUGCACUUGGGUCACACAUUCUCCAUGUCGAAGGCAGAGUUUGCAACGCGCUACCAUCGCCUCAAGGGACGUCGCGUCCUGUGGCCUUUUGGCUUCCAUUGCACGGGAAUGCCCAUUAAGGCAUGUGCCGAUAAAUUGGCUCGUGAAAUCGAACAAUUUGGCUAUCCGCCCAAGUUUCCUGAUGUACAGGAGGAAGCGCCCGCUGUAGUAGAGACUCAGUCUGAGGUGCCCAAGGAUAAGUCGAAGGGCAAGAAGAGCAAAGCUGUUGCCAAGACCGGCUCGGCCAAGUAUCAAUGGCAGAUUAUGUAUAGUCUGGGACUUAAGGAUGAGGAGAUCAAAGAAUUCGCCAAUGCCGAGCAUUGGCUGAACUACUUUCCACCGCUGGCGGUGCAGGAUAUGAAGCGCAUUGGUGUCCAUGUCGAUUGGCGUCGCACUUUCAUCACCACUGAUGCUAAUCCCUACUUUGAUUCAUUUGUUCGCUGGCAAUUCAAUCAUUUGAAGCAGCGCGGUAAGAUUAUGUAUGGCAAACGUUAUACCAUCUAUUCGCCCAAGGAUGGACAACCCUGCAUGGAUCAUGAUCGCUCCUCAGGCGAAGGUGUGGGACCACAAGAGUACACACUCAUUAAAAUGAAGGUCCUGCAGACGCCAAAGGCAUUGAGUUCCAUUAAGCAGCCCAUUUACUUUGUGGCGGCCACACUGCGUCCAGAGACGAUGUAUGGACAAACCAAUUGUUGGCUGCAUCCGGACAUCAAGUAUAUUGCCUGGCAGACCACACGCGACAAUGAGGUGUGGAUCAGCACACGACGCGCCGCACGUAACAUGACCUACCAGGGUUUUACGGCUGAAGAAGGCAACGUUGUAGUGCUCGCCGAAGUCACGGGUCAAGAACUGUUGGGCGUGCAGCUGUCGGCGCCGCUGACUCAGCACAAAAUCAUUUAUACGCUGCCCAUGCUGAGCAUUAAGGAGGAUAAGGGCACGGGUGUUGUGACCUCGGUGCCAUCCGAUUCGCCGGAUGAUUAUGCCGCUCUUGUGGAUCUGCAGAAGAAGGAGGCAUUCCGUCAAAAGUAUGGACUGACCGAUGAGAUGGUGUUGCCUUAUGCGCCCAUACCUAUCAUUGAUGUGCCUACGCUGGGCAAGCUGAGUGCUGUGCAUGCUUAUGAUACGCUUAAAAUCCAAUCGCAAAAUGACAAAGAAAAGCUGGCCGAAGCUAAGGAACUUUGUUACUUGAAGAGUUUCUAUGAUGGCGUUAUGCUGGUUGGUGAGUUCACGGGUCGUAAGAUUCAGGACAUAAAGAAGGACUUGCAAAAGCGUCUAACAGACGCCAAAGAGGCUGACAUUUACUAUGAGCCUGAGAAGACCAUCAUAUCACGCUCUGCUGAUGAAUGCGUGGUUGCGCUGUGCAAUCAAUGGUAUCUUAACUAUGGUGAACCUGAGUGGCAAGGACAGGCAUUCAAAAUACUGAAUGACAUGGAGACGUUCCACGAGGAGGCACGCAAUAACUUUGAGGCUUGUCUGAAUUGGCUGCAUGAGUACGCAUGCUCGCGCACUUACGGACUGGGUACUAAGCUGCCUUGGGAUGAGCAGUGGCUCAUUGAAUCCCUCUCGGACUCAACUAUUUACAUGGCUUUCUACACGGUGUCGCAUCUGCUGCAAGGAGGCACUUUCCGUGGCGAGAAAUCGGGUCCAUUUGGCAUUAAACCCGCUGAUGUGACGCCGGAAAUCUGGGAUUAUAUCUUCUUUAAGGAGACGCCUCUGCCUAAGAAGUCUGCCAUCAAGCCGGAACAUUUGGCUGUGAUGCGUCGCGAAUUCGAGUACUGGUAUCCCAUGGAUUUGCGCGUCUCUGGAAAGGAUCUGAUAAAUAAUCAUUUGACUUUCUGCCUGUACAAUCACGCCGCCAUUUGGCCCAAUGAUGAAACAAAGUGGCCCAAGGGAAUGCGUGUCAAUGGCCAUCUGCUGCUCAAUUCAGCCAAGAUGUCCAAGUCUGAUGGCAAUUUCCUAACAUUGCACGAGGCUGUUGAUAAGUUCUCAGCGGAUGGCAUGCGUCUGUGUUUGGCUGAUGCUGGCGACAGCGUGGAGGAUGCUAACUUUGUGGAGAGCACUGCCGAUGCGGGUAUUCUGCGUCUGUAUACCUUUAUCGAGUGGGUCAAGGAGAUGCUGGCCACGCGCUCCACUCUGCGACGUGGCGCUGAGAAGACCUUCAACGAUAAGGUGUUCCUCAGCGAGCUGAAUCUGAAGACACAGCAGACGGAUGAAAACUACCGUCGCAUGCUGUUCAAGGAGGCCCUGCGUAGCGGCUUCUAUGAAUUGCAGCUGGCGCGUGACAAGUACCGUGAACUCAGUGGCGCUCAGGGCAUGCAUGAGGAGCUGGUGCUCGAGUUUAUACGACGUCAGGCAUUGCUGGUGGCUCCUAUUUGCCCGCACAUGGCUGAGCAUGUGUGGGGACUGCUGGGUAACAAGGAGUCGGUUGUGCACGCCCGUUGGCCCGAGGUGGGCGACAUCAAUGAGCAGGACAUCAUGUGCUCCGAGUAUCUGAUGGAAGCAGCUCACUCGUUCCGUCUCAACCUCAAGAAUUUACUGCAGGUCAAGGGCAAGGGUGGCAAGGAGAAGGCUGUGGAUGCGCAGACAGCGAAGCCAAAUCGUGGUUUGAUCUGGGUGGCUAAGACGUAUCCUCCCUGGCAAUGCUGUGUGCUGGACACCAUGCGCGAGUUGUACAACAAGGAAACAAAGACGCUCCCCGAUAACAAAGUCAUUGCAGCCACGCUGCAACAGAAGGCCGAGCUGAAGAAGUUCAUGAAGCGUGUGAUGCCCUUCGCGCAAAUGAUACGCGAGAAGGUAGAGACGGGCGGCAAGGGUGUGGCUGCAUUGGCUGUCACUCUGGAGUUCGAUGAGCGUCAGGUGCUGCUCAGCAAUCUAGAGUAUCUGAAGAACACGCUGGAUUUGGACAACCUGGAAAUCAAGUAUACUGAUGAUCCCUCGGCGCCCGAGAAGACACGCGAGGAAGUGCGCCCUGGUUCGCCGUUCAUUGCCUUCAGCGUUGCACCUCAUGUCAGUGUCGAAUUGACCAAUCCCAUAGAGCGCUCCUCGCUGUUCCAAGUGAACACUAUCGUCUCCGAGGGUGACACAGUGCAGUCGCUACGCGAGAAGCUCGCUAAAAUCAUUGGCCUGAAGGCCGAAGUGUCAACUCUGAAACUUUGGCGCUACGAGGAUCCAACUCUGGGUCCACGCAAGAUGCCCAACUUCCAGGACUAUAAAACCGGCAAGACACUGCUUACCGAUGGUGAUUUCGUACUCGACGUGGACGCGAAACGAGUGAGCGUUCAGCUGGCUGGCAAAUUGACUGAAGUAGGACGUCAACUGAUCUAUGUGGUUGAAUAGAUAAAACAUCACGGCUUCCCUCAGCAUCUUAGUAAUUUAUUCUUAAAUCGAAAAAUGUGUGACACAUUGUAAAAUAAUUGUUGGCUAUAAAAGUUUAUCUUAAUAUACGACAACACAUGGAAGUUUCAA